ACGGACGUUAUACGCUGGAGCACACACUCUGACAGCUGAUUUGAGUUCCGAAGACGUGUACUUUCCGGACCGAUCUAGCCGUCUAGUUUGUUCAUUUUCACUAUCGUUUCUCGUAAUAUCACCUUUAUUUCGUUCACGUUGUUUCGAUACAUUUGUUUUGCUGAUGGCGACAGUCGAGGAACUGAAGCUGCGCGUGAGAGAGCUGGAGAAUGAAUUGAUCAAAUGUAAGCAGAAGCAGUGUGCCAUGGAGGAGGCUCAAAGCCAGGAACACCACAGACCGAAGAUUGACCAAAUGAGUUCCGAGGUUGUGGAUUCCAACCCAUACAGUCGUCUCAUGGCUUUAAAGAGAAUGGGCAUCGUGAAGGAUUAUGAGAAAAUCCGGACAUUCACAGUGGCUGUGGUCGGCGUUGGGGGAGUUGGCAGUGUGACAGCUGAAAUGCUCACUAGAUGUGGCAUUGGUAAGUUGCUCCUCUUUGACUACGAUAAAGUAGAGCUGGCCAACAUGAACCGGCUGUUCUUCCAGCCUCACCAGGCCGGCCUCAGUAAAGUGGAGGCUGCGGAACACACUCUCAGGAACAUCAACCCAGACGUGUCAUUUGAGAGCCACAACUACAAUAUCACCACAAUGGAUAAUUUUACACAUUUUAUGGAGCGCAUCAGUUAUGGAGGGCUGGAGGAAGGGAAGCCGGUGGAUUUGAUCCUGAGCUGUGUGGACAACUAUGAGGCCAGAAUGGCCAUCAAUACUGCCUGUAAUGAACUCGGUCAGAUCUGGAUGGAGUCUGGCGUCAGUGAGAACGCUGUAUCGGGACACAUCCAGCUCAUCAUUCCUGGAGAGACGGCGUGCUUUGCUUGUGCUCCUCCUCUGGUGGUGGCCGCUAACAUAGAUGAGAAGACCCUAAAAAGGGACGGCGUGUGUGCUGCCAGCUUACCAACAACAAUGGGCGUGGUCGCAGGCCUCCUGGUGCAAAAUGUCCUCAAGUUUCUGUUGAAGUUUGGAACUGUCAGUUAUUAUCUCGGCUACAACGCCAUGCAGGACUUCUUCCCCACCAUGGCCAUGAAACCCAACACCCAGUGUAGUGACCGCUACUGCAGGAGACAACAGGAAGAGUACAAGAAGAAAGAAGCAGAGCGCCCGAAGGUCGAGGCUGUGCAGGAAGAGGAGGAAGAGGUCGUACACGAGGACAAUCAGUGGGGUAUUGAACUCGUAUCAGAAGUGACUGAUGCAGAAUUACAGGCUGCUUCGGGCGCUGUGCCUGACCUCCCAGAAGGCAUUACAGUGGCUUACACCAUUCCAGUUGAGGAUACAGAAAGUGGGGAGACGGUGGGGGAGACUGAGCAGAGUCUAGAAGACUUGAUGGCUCAGAUGAGAAAGAUGUAGGCAACAAUCUAAAGAUGCUAUUCAGAUGAGACACCAUCGGCUUCUUUGAUAUCAAGCAUCCUCAUAAAAAAUUACAAUUACAGAAUGAACUCAUCUAACGGCUAAAGAACAGAAAUGCAUGAAAAGUGAUGCUGAUGACAUUUCAUGCAACACAGAAAAUAAAAAAGCAAAACCAGUCCAGUCAAAUUUAGAACAUGUUGACAUACUAGGAAGGUGUUUAUCACUUGGAGUUGGUAAAGUCUCUAAUGAAAUGUAAAUAAACCGAGGAUAAUAUCACUGUUAGUGCAUUAACAUUGCCACAAUGUGUAUUUUCUACGGUUUUGAUUAGUGAAUGGGUUUUCUGCCUACCUUUUUAAUGUACGUGUCAUCCACUCAGCUUUAAAGAAAAUAAAAAAAAAUCUGCUGCAACCAUUUAAAACAUGUUUAAGUUGUUUCAAUAAAGUAUUUAUUAGAUGGAAUACAAUCUUCUUGAUAUAUUGGAUGUGAUUUUUGUGGUUGUCCUGUGUAACUUUUACAUAAUAAGUGUUACAUUGAUACACACAUUUAUUAAAACACUUGCAUUAAUGUGUUAAUGUAUCCCUUUGGGAUUCAUGUGCAUUCAGUCAAACAACAAAACAUUACUCAAUUGUACUUAUGGCACUAUCUUGGUUUUGGCAAAUCCCUUAAAAUCCUUUUUGUCAAUGAGUAAAUACAGAGACAUUUAACAGCAUGAAAUCUUAUCCGGAGGUAAUGUCUUCUCAGACAUGGUCUCGGUCUUUGGUUCUACAUUUCCUCUUUUUGGAUUAUGUACUCUAUACUAGUAGGUAAACAUUAUGCAAUGUAAACAUAAAUGGUAUCUAUACAUAUUUGACACAAUAUGCCCGUUACAUUUUCACAACAUCAGGAAUGUAAACUUGGCAACAAAUCUGUGUGAGGUUCUUAACAGUUUUGGUAAGACAUAACGGCACAAUCGGACUGAGUUGUGGAAAUAUUUCAUAGCUCGUAUUUUAUCUCCUUAAAAGAAGCUCGAGAACAAUUUUUAGAGGUAUUCCUUUAAAAUCAAAUGUAAGAAUAAUUGUGUUUUCUUCAUACCUGUAACCCUAGUUCACAAAAAAUAAAGUUU
Cyclopterus lumpus (lumpfish) is the source of this 2480-nucleotide messenger RNA. RefSeq names its product ubiquitin-like modifier activating enzyme 5 (gene uba5). The transcript is spliced from 12 exons. Gene Ontology annotation, molecular function: UFM1 activating enzyme activity. The coding region runs from base 164 to 1378 and encodes 404 amino acids. Gene Ontology annotation, biological process: protein ufmylation. Gene Ontology annotation, cellular component: cytosol; cytoplasm. Lineage: Eukaryota; Metazoa; Chordata; Actinopteri; Perciformes; Cyclopteridae. The record is from RefSeq and is a predicted model, not a curated record.